Molecule: messenger RNA, 2051 nt
Organism: Hyla sarda
Lineage: Eukaryota; Metazoa; Chordata; Amphibia; Anura; Hylidae
Gene: ELP3
Product: elongator acetyltransferase complex subunit 3
Exons: 15
Coding region: 106-1758 (550 amino acids)
Biological process (GO): tRNA wobble base 5-methoxycarbonylmethyl-2-thiouridinylation
Cellular component (GO): elongator holoenzyme complex; nucleus; cytoplasm
Molecular function (GO): acyltransferase activity, transferring groups other than amino-acyl groups; iron-sulfur cluster binding
Source: RefSeq, a predicted model, not a curated record
GGUUUGUCCCUCCCCGCUCUCCGUACAACCCGGAAACUGACAGCGGGGCGGGGCCAGGGAUCCUAGGGAGCACUCGUGGGCUGAAUACGUCAGAGACACCCGGAGAUGAAGCCCAAGAAAAGACCGGGAGAUGUCAGCCAGGCAGAGCUGAUGAUGAUGACCAUCGCCGACGUCAUCAAACAACUGCUGGAGGCGCAUGAGCAAGGAAAGGAUGUGAACCUGAACAAGUUGAAGACCAAAACAUCCGCCAAGUAUGGUCUGUCUGCUCAGCCGCGGCUCGUGGACAUCAUUGCUGCCGUCCCUUCACAGUACCGCAAAGUUCUUGUCCCAAAGUUGAAAGCAAAACCUAUCCGUACUGCCAGCGGGAUUGCGGUGGUCGCGGUCAUGUGUAAACCUCACAGAUGUCCUCACAUUAACUUUACAGGAAACAUUUGUGUUUAUUGUCCUGGAGGUCCAGAUUCAGAUUUUGAGUACUCGACCCAAUCCUAUACGGGCUAUGAGCCAACAUCCAUGCGAGCCAUCCGGGCCCGGUACGACCCUUUCCUGCAGACAAGACAUAGAGUCGAACAGCUCAAGCAGCUCGGACACAGCGUGGACAAGGUGGAGUUCAUUGUCAUGGGGGGCACAUUCAUGGCGCUUUCAGAAGAAUAUCGAGAUUACUUUAUCCGAAACCUGCACGACGCCCUCUCCGGGCACACCUCCAACAGCGUGGCUGAGGCAGUGCGGUAUUCUGAAAGAAGUAACACAAAGUGUGUGGGGAUCACAAUUGAGACCCGGCCAGAUUACUGCCUGAAGCGGCACCUGAGUGACAUGUUGUGUUAUGGCUGCACCAGGCUAGAGAUAGGAGUGCAGAGUGUGUAUGAGGAUGUGGCCAGAGAUACUAAUCGAGGUCACACGGUGAAGGCGGUGUGUGAGUCUUUUCACAUGGCUAAGGAUGCCGGGUUCAAAGUGGUUUCUCACAUGAUGCCAGAUUUGCCAAACGUGGGACUUGAGCGCGAUAUCGAGCAAUUCAUAGAAUACUUUGAGAACCCUGCGUUCAGACCUGAUGGGAUGAAGCUCUACCCGACCCUAGUGAUUCGUGGUACUGGGUUAUACGAACUCUGGAAAACUGGAAGAUACAGAAGUUACUCUCCAAGCACAUUGGUAGAUCUGGUGGCCAGGAUUUUGGCUCUCGUUCCACCAUGGACCCGGGUUUACAGAGUACAGAGAGAUAUUCCGAUGCCGUUGGUGAGCUCGGGGGUGGAGCACGGAAACCUGCGAGAGUUGGCGUUGGCCCGGAUGAAAGAUUUGGGCACAGAGUGUCGUGACGUCAGGACAAGAGAAGUGGGAAUCCAAGAAAUUCAUCAUAAAGUCCGACCCUAUCAGGUGGAACUAAUCCGUAGGGACUACGUAGCUAAUGGGGGCUGGGAGACAUUCCUGUCAUACGAAGAUCCGGAACAAGAUAUUCUCAUUGGGUUGUUGCGCCUGAGAAAAUGUUCCCCGGAAACUUUCAGGCCUGAGUUAAAGGGAGGAGUGUCCAUAGUGAGGGAACUGCAUGUGUACGGCAGCGUGGUCCCAGUCAGCAAUCGGGACCCUUCCAAGUUUCAGCAUCAGGGUUUUGGGAUGUUGCUGAUGGAGGAGGCAGAACGUAUAGCAAGAGACGAGCAUGGAUCCUCCAAAAUAGCGGUCAUUUCAGGGGUCGGCACUAGAAACUACUACAGAAAGAUCGGAUAUGAACUGGAGGGGCCGUACAUGGUGAAGAGACUUGACUGGACUUAGGGCUGAGAGUCUGUGAGACUGAAGAACCAUUCGUGUGUAUUUACUGACAUCAACACAGCCGUAAAGGAAAUAAGACGGAACGGGUUUAUCACGUAAGAUGUUCCAUCACAUUGUGCCGGAACAUCCGGAGACCUUUUCGUGUAGUUCUUUUUGGUUACCGGUACAUGAACUAUAUUGCUCCAACCUGUUUGGACCCUUCAGUCCUCUGCAUUUUUUUAAUGCUGUUUCUGCUGCUAUAAGGUAGCUAUCCAUUAUCUUAUUUAUAUGCCAAUAAACGCGCAGCGCUAUCCUAU